This is a messenger RNA of Cyphellophora attinorum, 1209 nucleotides long. Its product is annotated as Elongation factor 1-gamma 2. Gene Ontology annotation, biological process: translational elongation. Gene Ontology annotation, cellular component: nucleus; cytoplasm. NCBI's taxonomy places the organism in Eukaryota, Fungi, Ascomycota, Eurotiomycetes, Chaetothyriales, Cyphellophoraceae. The transcript has 7 exons. Gene Ontology annotation, molecular function: translation elongation factor activity. The record is from RefSeq and is a predicted model, not a curated record. Bases 1 to 1209 code for a protein of 402 amino acids.
AUGUCUUUCGGAAAGCUGUACGGCUUUUCUGACAAUGCGCGCUCCGUCGUGCUUUUGGCCUUGGCCAAGGAGAACAAACUCGACAUCGAGCUUGUAGACACCCGCACACCUACCAACUCCGCAGACUACAUCAAACUCCACGCCCUCGACCGUGUCCCAACAUACCAGAGCGCCGAUGGCUGGGUUCUGACUGAGAGCAUUGCUAUUGCGAUCUAUUUUGCAUCACAGAACGAGUCGACACGUCUGCUCGGAAAGACCAAGAAAGACUAUGCCAAGAUCGUCCAGUUCAUGUCCUUCAGCAACUCGCACCUCCUGCCUGCCAUUGGCUCGUGGUUCCGCCCUCUCAUCGGCAGAGACCCUUACAACAAGAAGAAUAGCCACUUCCUCGUCAACAGCUUCUUCGUCGGCGAACGCCUCACCCUAGCCGAUCUCUAUGUCGCCUCCCAGAUCUCGCGCGGUUUCCAAUACGUCCUUGACAAGGAGUGGCGCUCUGAGAACCCCAACACCACCCGUUGGUAUGAGACCAUUGUCAACCAGCCGAUCUGGAAGGCCGUUGUCGAGAAGCCAGUAUUCGUUGAGGAGGCCGUCAAGUACACCCCACCAAAGAAGGAGCCCAAGCCGGCGGCUGCUGCUGCUGCACCAAAGGCCGAGAAGCCAAAGGCCGCUCCCAAGCCGGCUGCUGAUGACGAGGAUGACGAGCCAAAGCCAGAGGCGCCUAAGGCCAAGCACCCCAUCGAAGCUCUCGGCAAGCCAACAUUGAUCCUCGAUGACUGGAAGCGCAAAUACUCCAACGAGGAGACUCGAGAGGUUGCCCUGCCUUGGUUCUGGGAGAACUACAAGCCCGAUGAGUACUCGCUCUGGAAGGUCAACUACAAGUACAACGAGGAUCUCACUCUCACCUUCAUGAGCGCCAACUUGGUCGGUGGUUUCUUCGCCCGUCUCGAGGCUUCCCGCAAGUACCUCUUCGGUGCUCUGUCAGUCUACGGCAAGGCCAACGACAGUGUCAUCCAGGGUGCUUUCCUCGUCCGCGGUCAGGAGGCUAUCCCUGCGUUCGACGUCGCUCCGGAUUGGGAGUCAUAUGAGUUCGUCAAGCUUGAUCCAUCCAAGGCUGAGGACAAGAAGCUCGUCGAGGACGAGUGGUCUUGGGAUAAGCCCAUCACUGUUGAUGGCAAGGAGUACGAAUGGGCCGACGGCAAGGUCUUCAAGUAG